AUCCAGCAGAUGAUCCAGAAGAGACGAGUGAAGAUUCAGGAGAUCAAACACUCGGUGGAGCUCAGUGAGGAAGAUGCAGACAGAGAGAUAGCAGAUGGUGUUCAGGUCUUCACCGCUCUGAAGGAGUCUGUUGAGAGAAGCCAGGCCGAGCUCAUCGACACGAUCAAAGAGAAGCAGAGCAAGACAGAGAAACAGGCUGAAGGCUUCAUCAAAGAGCUGGAACAGGAAAUCAAAGAGCUGAAGAGGAGAAGCACUGAGGUGGAGCAGCUCUCACACACUGAAGACCACCUACACCUCCUCCAGAGCUUCACGACCCUGAACACUGCUCCACCCACCAAGGACUGGACAGGAGUCAGAGUCAGUCCACCUUCACAUGAGGGGACUGUGAGGAGAGCUGUGAACCAGCUGGAGGAGAUGCUCAGUAAACAGAUGAAGAAGCUGUUUGAGGUCAAGCUGAAGAGGGUCCAGCAGUCUGCAGUGGAUGUGACACUUGAUCCUGAUACAGCAUAUCCUACUCUCAUCCUGUCUGAUGAUGGAAAACAAGUUAAACUUGGUGACAUAAAGAAGAAUCUCCCAAACAAUCCAGAGAGAUUUGAUACUCAUGCUCGUGUCUUAGCAAAGCAGAGUUUCUCUUCAGGAAGAUUUUACUUUGAGGUUCAGGUUAAAGGGAAGACUAAGUGGUCUUUAGGAGUGGUCAGGGAGUCCAUCAACAGGAAGGGAAUCAUCACACCGACUCCUCAGGAUGGUUACUGGAUGAUAAGGUUGAUUAAUGAGAAUCAGUACUCUGCUCUUGCUGGCCCUUCAGUCCGUCUCUCUCUGAAGUCUCAGCCUCAGAAGGUGGGGGUGUUUGUGGAUUAUGAGGAGGGUCUGGUCUCCUUCUAUGACGUUGAUGCUGCAGCUCUUAUCUACUCCUUUACUGGCUGCAGCUUCACUGAGAAACUCUACCCACUCUUUAGUCCAUGUCUUAAUGAUGGUGGUGAAAACUCUGCUCCUCUGAUCAUCUCUCCUGUCAAUCACACUGAGUAGAACAAACAUUUGAUCUUCUACAGAGAGACUCUUUCAUUUAAUGUAACAAA
Molecule: messenger RNA, 1076 nt
Organism: Anarrhichthys ocellatus (wolf-eel)
Lineage: Eukaryota; Metazoa; Chordata; Actinopteri; Perciformes; Anarhichadidae
Product: E3 ubiquitin-protein ligase TRIM21-like
Exons: 1
Molecular function (GO): protein binding
Source: RefSeq, a predicted model, not a curated record